AUGCUUAAAAGGUUUAAAGGAAAAGAUCAUAUUAAAGGAAUAACACAAGUCAAAUCGUCUACACAGAAGGCAUUACGGAUAAAAAUAAUAGAGUUUUACCCUGACUUGGAGCCUUUUAUGUCUGAAAUUUUCCCUAAAAAGUCCCAAUUAACACUCGUUAAAUGUGAAGAACGGAUUUCUUUAUAUACACUUAAUAAUGAUGUUCUUUUUUUUAAAAUUUCUGAAACUAUAUACCCUCAUUUAAGAUUAUUACAUAAAUAUCCUGAUGCAUUUUUGAAAGUUCAAGCAGAUAAAGGUGUUAUUAAGUCUAUCCUUUCUGGUGCUAAUCUUAUGUGCCCUGGAUUAACAUCAAAAGGUGGAUAUUGUCCUGAAAAUAUUGAAGUUGAAAAUAUAGUUUCAAUCAUGGUAGAAGGAAAAGAACAUGCAAUUGCUGUGGGCGUAGCAAAAAUGUCUUCUAAUGAUAUAAAAUUGAUCAACAAGGGAAUAGGUAUUGAAAACAUACAUUAUAUUGGAGACAAUUUGUGGAAUUUAGUAUUAGAUUAA
Messenger RNA from Pneumocystis jirovecii RU7, 543 nucleotides. Its product is annotated as translation machinery-associated protein 20. Lineage: Eukaryota; Fungi; Ascomycota; Pneumocystomycetes; Pneumocystales; Pneumocystaceae. The record is from RefSeq and is a predicted model, not a curated record. The coding region runs from base 1 to 543 and encodes 180 amino acids. Gene Ontology annotation, biological process: formation of translation preinitiation complex. The transcript is spliced from 7 exons. Gene Ontology annotation, molecular function: RNA binding.